Messenger RNA from Symbiodinium natans, 876 nucleotides. The record is from the annotation of a GenBank genome assembly. Lineage: Eukaryota; Dinophyceae; Suessiales; Symbiodiniaceae.
AUGGCGGUCGAUCCCCCAACGCGAAGUCCGGAGAGCGUGGCUGCUGCCAUCGACAAAUGCGACGAGGGCACUCUUCGACGCCUGCUGCAGACGGUCAUUCGCAAGGUGCCCGACUGCCGGCGCAAGAUUGCCCAGGACUACGGCCUGGCUACCGAGCUCUAUCAAGUUUCCGAGGAAGAGAGGCAGAAGGCCACUGCCGAUCAGUACAGCGAGGUGAAGACUAGCACCAAGGACGACAGCUUCUCUUCUGAUCAUCUCGACUUCUGCGAGAGGGCGAAGUUCGUGCCCAUGAGGCUGACGUACGAUGAGCGGAAAUACCUGCGGCUCAUCGACGCAACCAUGCACGUGUCGCACUACACGGAUCACAUGGACACAGCUGCUAGCGUCAAUGCCAACGCUGCAAGAAAGCUGGCGCCGGUGGCUCAGACACUGAAGACGCACAUCAACCAAGAGCUUGAACCAGGCGGUGCCAGCUCCGACUCAGAUGGCUCCGUGGACUGCGAGGAGGACGUUUACCUGGACAAUGAGUCGGAGAUGCCCAGCAAAGCGUCGUCCUCCUCCGAUGGGCUGCGCCGAAGAGCGGCAGCGCCCGUUAAGCGCGUGGAGGAAGCGCAGGCGGACGCCUCGGAUGAGGAGGCGGACGAGGAGGAGGAGGACGAGGAGGCCCGCAAGCGGCGGCUGCAGGCUGGCCGCACCGACAUCCUCGGCAUGGACGGUUGCGCCUUAUUCUGCUUCAUCUGGCUCCUCACCACGGGUGUCCUUUUCUCGAUGCUGUACUUCAGCAUCUGGGCCCGUGAUCGCAACUUCUUCGCGCCGCUUCAGCGCACCAGGGUCGGCAAAUUCUUCCACGGCGGGGUGGCAGCGAUUCUUGAAUGA